AUGAGAAUCGACCGAGGGCUUGAUUUUUAUGCCACUGGAAUCUAUCGGAGUUCUGUUGUUGAUUUCCAUGGGAAGCAGGACUGGGAAGCUGCAAUUAGAGUUGGUGUGCUGGAUUGUGGGGAAGAAGAGAACUAUGAGACGUGCAAAGAAUAUGGUAUUCACUAUUACCCAACUUUUAGGUACUUCAAAGCAUUUACAAAGCAGUUUACUACUGGAGAAAAUUACAAAGGAGCAGAUCGAGAGCUGCAAACAGUUCGUCAGAUGAUGAUUGACUUCUUACAGAACCAUUCCCAAGAGUUGAGACCGCCUGCUUGCCCACCAUUGGAUCCGGUUUCGUCCAGUGAUAUUCCUUCUCUUUUUGACAAGAACAGCCAUCAUUAUACUGCCAUUGUGUUUGAAAGUAAUAACUCCUAUGUUGGGCGAGAGGUUAUCUUAGACUUGAUCCAGUAUGAAAAUAUCAUUGUAAAGAGAGCAUUGAAUUUUGAUAAGCCUUUUCUCGAGAAACUUGGUAUUACCUCAGUCCCUUCAUGCUAUCUGGUGUAUCCAAAUGGGUCCCAUGGAUUAAUUAACAUUUUGAAGCCUCUACGGUCUUUCUUUUCUUCAUAUUUAAAGUCACUGCCAGGUGUAAGAAAAAAACUUCUUUUGCCACUUCAGCUACCUGUUCAAGAAAACAAAGAGAAGAGUACAGAAAUCAAAGUGUGGAAAGAGUUUGAUAAAUCUAAGCUGUACAUGGCUGACCUUGAAUCGGGAUUGCAUUACCUGCUCAGGGUAGAGCUUGCUACGCACAAGACGCUUGAGGGAGCUGAGCUAAAGACCUUCAAGGAUUUUGUUACUGUCUCUGCCAAGCUUUUUCCUGGCCGUCAGCCUGUGGUAAAGUUGUUAGAGACCUUGCAAGAGUGGCUGGUGAGCCUUCCAUUAGACAAAAUCCCUUAUGAUGCUAUCCUAGAUCUGGUCAACAACAAAAUGCGGAUUUCUGGGAUAUUUCUCACUAAGAAAGUUCAGUGGGUCGGAUGUCAGGGCAGCAGACCAGAGCUGAGAGGUUAUACCUGUUCCCUUUGGAAGCUGUUCCAUACUCUAACUGUUCAAGCUGCACUGCGACCAAAAGCUUUGCUAAAUACAGGUCUUGAAGACAAUCCCCAAGUAGUACUUCAGAUCACGCGGAGAUACAUUCACCACUUUUUUGGAUGCAAGGCUUGUGCUCAGCAUUUUGAAGAAAUGGCUAAAGAGUCCAUGGAUUCCGUUAAAACCUUAGACAAAGCUGUUCUCUGGCUCUGGGAGAAACACAACGUGGUGAAUAACAGGCUGGCAGGUGAUUUGACUGAAGAUCCAAAAUUUCCCAAAGUUCAGUGGCCAACUCCAGACAUUUGUCCUGCUUGUCAUGAAGAAAUUAAAGGAUUACACAGCUGGAAUGAAGCCCAAGUUCUACAGUUCAUGAAGUAUCACUAUAACAGUGAAAAUAUUGUAUAUAAAUAUGCUGAAAGCCAGACUGACUCCAGUGAAACUGAACAGGGAGAUACAAGGGAGCUGAAAGACAAAAGCCUACUGAAGAAACCAAGUGGAAACAGAGAAAAUAAGAUCCAGGAUAAAGAAAACGUACUAGAUUCGGAAUCUAAGGUGUUAGAUAAGCUAAUAGCAAAUCAUGGACCUGUCAAAGAUAGCGGUAAAAGCGCAGUUGAGUCGGCUAACCUUAAAGAGACGAAGCAGGCUGUGUCUUUCUUAGGGAUUGGAUUUUCAAACUUAGACAUGAGUCUAUGUGUCAUACUGUAUGUAGCAUCAUCCUUAUUUUUAAUGAUAAUGUACUUUUUUUUCCGAAUGAGAUCUAAACGGUGGAAAGUGAAGUAUUAUCGUUCAUCUGUAUAG
Balearica regulorum gibbericeps (East African grey crowned-crane) is the source of this 1860-nucleotide messenger RNA. NCBI's taxonomy places the organism in Eukaryota, Metazoa, Chordata, Aves, Gruiformes, Gruidae. The record is from RefSeq and is a predicted model, not a curated record.